This is a messenger RNA of Leguminivora glycinivorella, 851 nucleotides long. RefSeq names its product trypsin-1-like. Gene Ontology annotation, molecular function: serine-type endopeptidase activity. The transcript has 5 exons. NCBI's taxonomy places the organism in Eukaryota, Metazoa, Arthropoda, Insecta, Lepidoptera, Tortricidae. Gene Ontology annotation, biological process: proteolysis. The record is from RefSeq and is a predicted model, not a curated record. Bases 251 to 820 code for a protein of 189 amino acids.
CAGUAACAUUUACACUGUAAUUUGAAGAAUUAGUGCAGCGGUCUGUCAUAUAAAAGAUUUAGGUGAAAACAAUGUCGAUUUAUUAAAAGCGUCAUUAUUAAUAGCCGGUGGCAAACCUGCGCGUUUGGAACAGUUCCCUUGGAAUGUUCAGUUCUUGAACAGCGGAGGCUUGUGCGCAGCCAGCAUUUUGACUAAGAAGACAGUGUUGACGGCAGGACACUGCUUUGAUUUUAACAAGAACAUCGGAGACAUGUCAGUGCUUGCAGCGUCGCACCACAUCAUGGAUCACCACAGACAACAACACAAUGUUUGGGACUUCAGGAUUCACCCGGACUACAACACGACAGCGAUAUUCUCUGACGACAUAGCCCUCAUUUUCAUAGAAGACUCGUUCGUUUACGGUGUCGACGUGCAGCCAGCGAAGCUGGUCAAUACUGAUCGCUGGAUGAAAGAAUAUGGAAGCCUGUUCACGGCGACUGGCUGGGGGCAGACUUCGGAAAAUGGUGAUCUAUCUUCAAGAGGUCUAAUGGAAGCCAAAUUAAUUCUCAUUCCACGCAAGGAUUGCUUGAAAGACUUCAAAGGAGUGACGUUCAGUCGUGACAUGUUCUGCUUGUAUGGGAACGGCACUAGUGACACGUGUAAAGGAGACUCGGGUGGAGGCAUCUUGUGGAAUAACAUGAUCGUUGGCAUCGUGUCGCACGGAAAAGGUUGCUUGAAGUUCCCCGGCGUUUAUUCCAACGUCUACUACUACAUUGGCUGGAUAAAGAACACCACAGAAGAACUGAUUCGCCACUAUUGUCGAUUUCAGACAUUUGGUUAACUAGGUCUACGCUUUUAAUAAAAAGUCAUUU